AUGGGGUCUCGGAAGUGUGGAGGCUGCCUGAGUCGUCUGCUGAUUCCACUUGCACUUUGGAGUAUCAUUGUGAAUAUAUUAUUGUAUUUCCCAAACGGGCAAACUUCCUAUGCAUCCAGCAGUAAACUCACCAACUAUGUGUUGUAUUUUGAAGGAAUCUGUUUCUCAGGUGUCAUGAUGCUUAUCGUAGCAGCAGUUCUUCUUGUCCUGGAGAAUGAUAACAGCUGUAAAUGUUGCCAGAGUGAAAACUGCAGCAAAAAGUAUAUGACACUGCUGUCAAUGAUCUUUUCUGCCCUUGGAAUUGCUUUCUCUGGAUACUGCCUGGUUAUUUCUGCUUUGGGUCUUGUCCAGGGCCCAUACUGCCGCACCCUCAACGGCUGGGAGUAUGCCUUUGAAGGCACUGCAGGACGUUUCCUCACAGAUUCCAGCAUAUGGAUUCAGUGCCUGGAACCUGCACAUGUCGUAGAGUGGAACAUCAUUUUAUUUUCCAUUCUCAUAACCCUCAGUGGGCUUCAAGUGAUCGUCUGCCUCAUCAGGGUAGUCAUUCAAUUAUCUAACAUAUCGUGUGGAACCUAUUCAGUCAUAAUCCAGCCUGGAAUCAUUUGAAGAAGUACAAGACUGUAUUCCAUUAUCAAGACUUGGC
Molecule: messenger RNA, 643 nt
Organism: Cynocephalus volans (Philippine flying lemur)
Lineage: Eukaryota; Metazoa; Chordata; Mammalia; Dermoptera; Cynocephalidae
Gene: TM4SF18
Product: transmembrane 4 L six family member 18
Exons: 5
Coding region: 1-606 (201 amino acids)
Cellular component (GO): membrane
Source: RefSeq, a predicted model, not a curated record